AUGAAAUCUUUAAGCGAUAAUGAAGAUUCAUACGUGACACCCCCGAGAAAAAUUGCAAAAGUUAGUAACAAACACCGCCAACAAAAAUUCCGAGACGCUUGGCUUACGAAUGAGAAAUUCAAGCAAUGGCUUGUUAAGGUGCCAAAUGAUCACUAUAAAGCUAAGUGCCGUGCGUGUAACGUGGUAAUGAGUUCGGAGCUGACUGUUAUCAAAAACCACAUGGCAUCUAAAACUCAUCUACGUAAGGCUCUAGCAGCUCAGCCAACGAUUUCAACAUUUAUGGCGAAAACCGAUGAGACUGUUGCAAAAGCCAAUGCUACUCAAGCUCUCGAAAUAAAGUUGUGUGAUUUUGUGGCUGAACACAAUAUCUCCUUCACAACUUUGACUCAUCUGACGACACUAUUGAAAAGUGCUGUACCUGACUCUGAAAUCAUCAAAAAUAUGCAAUUAAAAGCAAUGAAAGGCACUGCAAUAAUAAAAAAUGUCGCUGCGGCCGAAAAAUAA
This is a messenger RNA of Pieris macdunnoughi, 504 nucleotides long. Lineage: Eukaryota; Metazoa; Arthropoda; Insecta; Lepidoptera; Pieridae. The record is from the annotation of a GenBank genome assembly.